Messenger RNA from Coffea arabica (coffee), 1066 nucleotides. Its product is annotated as probable xyloglucan endotransglucosylase/hydrolase protein 10. Gene Ontology annotation, cellular component: cell wall; apoplast. Gene Ontology annotation, molecular function: xyloglucan:xyloglucosyl transferase activity; hydrolase activity, hydrolyzing O-glycosyl compounds. The record is from RefSeq and is a predicted model, not a curated record. Lineage: Eukaryota; Viridiplantae; Streptophyta; Magnoliopsida; Gentianales; Rubiaceae. Gene Ontology annotation, biological process: xyloglucan metabolic process; cell wall biogenesis.
CUUAUUUUGAAAGGAAAAAGAAAUGAAUGCUUCUAGGUUCAUUUUCUUGAUCGGCGUUCUUUCCGUAGAAUUGAUCCAAAUUUCUAUUGCUUCCGUGGUUUCUGCAGGAGAUUUUAACAGAGACUUUUUCGUGACAUGGUCUCCUAGCCACGUUAACACUUCUGCGGAUGGCCGAGCAAGAAGUCUGAAACUCGAUCCGGAGUCAGGUUCUGCUUUUGCUUCAAACGACAUGUUCUUAUUCGGUCAGUUCGACAUGCAAAUUAAAUUGAUACCGGGGAACUCAGCAGGAGCCGUUGUAGCCUUUUACCUUAGUUCCAAUCAACCAAACCGUGAUGAACUAGACUUUGAGUUCCUUGGCAACGCGGACGGGGGGCAGCAGCAGCCAUACAUUCUUCAAACAAAUGUAUAUGUCGAUGGCUUUGACGACAGAGAGGAGAGAAUAAAGCUGUGGUUUGAUCCAACAAAGGACUUCCACACGUAUACCAUUUUGUGGAAUAUUCACCAAAUUGUAUUCAUGGUUGAUUGGGUUCCCAUCCGGACAUUCAGAAACCAUGCAGAUAAGGGAGUGGCAUUUCCCAGGUGGCAGCCUAUGGCCCUCCAAGCCAGCAUAUGGGAUGGCAGUAGCUGGGCUACAGGUGGAGGCAAAGACAAGAUUGACUGGUCGAGAGGUCCGUUUGUAGCAUCAUUCCAGAACCACAAGAUUGAUGCCUGCAUCUGGAAAGGCAGUGCAGGAUUUUGCACGGCAGAAAGCCCUACAAAUUGGUGGAACCAAGGAGGAUCCAACUCUCUCACAUCGGCCCAGAGAAGGCUAUUCAGAUGGGUUAGAAAAUAUUACGUCAUAUAUGACUACUGUCAAGAUAGGCCCAGAUUUAAGAACAACCUACCUAAGGAAUGCUCCCUGCCCAAAUAUUGACGCAAACGCGUUACUUUUUUUUUUUCUCCCUAAGUUUCUUCUAUAAUUCUUGUUGCUUUAAGUUUGUUCCACACUUCAGAAAAGUAAUGCUUUGUUGGAAAUGUGAUGAUUAUCCGUUUGUGAGCCCAUUAUGUAAUGGGCCUCCACACUUCA